GAAAUCUCUCCAUAUGUUGAAUAUUAGCUUGCAUGAUCACCAUCAUCAAUAUUCAUUGGCUUAAUAUUACUUAAACCUUUCCCACAUGCAGAAUAAACGUUUAGCGUCUGUGAGAUAAUCAUGCUGUAAUGAUAUGAUAAUUCUGCAUUAUAAGUUGAAUGAGGGAGAGUCUGUUUUAUUGAUGUUUUGAUUUGUGUUGUUUCCUGACUGGUUGAAUAUAUAGUCGACGACGAUUCGACUCGAUAUAUCACUGAUUAAGCGUUUCCUCUCUUGAUUUCACUACUGACAGUGACACUGUGACACAGGUUACUAAUGCUUGGCUGGUUGACUUUGGUCCUACCUACUAUCUUCUGGCAUCUUUGUUUGGUCCAAAGGAACUUCCUCGACACCCAAUAAACAUAAUGGAGGGAACAGCUGAAGAUUCAGCAGACAUGGAGAAAUGUGACAAGGAAAAAACCACUGUAGAUAAUGGACAAAAGAAGAAUCUGGCAUUGAAGUGGCAAAGGAUGAAGAUGAGAGGUCUUGGUAUGCAGCGUUCUUAUACACCUUCAAGCAUUAAUAUGGCUGCUGUUUAUGAACUACGGCUUAAAAAACUACGAAAAAAUAAUAGAAGUCUAGCGAAGGCCCUGUCAGAGCAGAAGAUAGAAAAUCAGCAGUGGUAUAGUGAAACUGUUUCCCUGAAAGGUCAGCUUCAAGAAGCAAAUGAGCGUCUUUUGAGGCCACUUGAUAGCAACUGUGAAAAGCUUAUAGAACAAGAAGUAGACCGUCGAUUUAAGGAAAUAGGGGAGCCUUUGAAUGCAGCCAUCAGUCAAGCCAUGGAAAAUCUUUUAGUGGUCGUGGAAAACUUUUCCAAAGUAAAACAGUUAGCAAAUGUGAGAAGCAGCACUUCUAGGUCAUCGUCUUCAUCUUUUUCAUUUCCCAGAUCAUCAGGUUCCAGAGCGCCAUUAGGUUCAUGUAGCAAUACAUCGUCUCCCUGUCAAAGUGUAAGGCCUAUGGUUAGUGGUCAUGUUCUUCAGCCAGCUAUGGUUGCUAUUCAAAAGUUAGAUGAUGUUUGGAAAGCAAGGCUAAAGGAACGUAUUCAAGAACGUGAAGAAGUGAUGAAUAUGAGUACUAUUGGUGAAACCACAGUAUCUUCUGUAGCGGAUGCAGAUGAUUCCAUGUUGCAAAACGAUUCCUUCACCACCUCACAGCAGUCCACAGAUGACCCUUCAGAUAUUGUCUUGGAAUCAGAAACUGAGCCUUCAACUGCAAAUAGUCCAAGCAGAGGAGGGCAGGCUCGACGUGGAAGAAGUUUUGAGAAUCGUAGAGGACCAUCUAAAUCUCCUGUUCAGAAUAACCUGUCAGUGUCCUCUGCAUCCCCUGUGAUAUCAAAGGCUGAUGACAAGGGUAACCAGGCUCCCAUCUUAGCUCAUUUAGAGCAUAUUGAAGACCCAUUAGAAGGCCCCAGCUGGUGGUAUGCCGAUUCUUCAUCUAGUCGAGGAAGAGGCAGAGGUCGAGGUCGAGGGCGUGGCAGAGGGAGAAAAAGAGGUCAUUCUAGAUCUUCUCAUGGUUCCUCAAUAAAUAGUGUAAAUUCUUCAAUUGAAGCUUCAAGUGAAAGUGAAGAAGAUGAAUCAGUUAGGAAGAAAAGUAAAUCCCAUGUUAAUGAUGAUAUAAAAAUUGACAAUGAUUCAGCUGCUGCAUCUGAGGAUUCAACGCAGAUUUUGGAGCAUAGCUAUUUGGCUUCUCCCAAAACAAUGCUAGCUAAACUUGAGACUUUAGAAGCAAAGGUAGGGCGCCGCUCUAAAUCAAAGUCAAAGGGGCGAUCUUUGAGAAUCAGCGAGGCAGUUGUAUGUAAUGUUGAAAAUCAGCAACAACAAACAGUUGCAGGUAUGAAAAAGGAUAUUGCCAUUGUUCAGGCUGGUGAUUUUUCCUCAAAAGAUUGUGGAGCUUUAGAAGUGGAUGGCAAAAGCCAGUCAUCCAGUGAUCGAAAGCUAUGUGAGGAUGUUUGUUCUGACAUACCUCAGAGAACUGCAAAUGAUUUUUUUAUUCGAGACAGUGAUUUAACAUGUAUUGGAGACAUAAGUAUGGAUAUUACAGAACCAAUCUCAAAAAUUCUUUCCCAAACUACUACAGAAAUUAAGAAAGGGGAAAUAAAAGAUGAUGUAAACAAAAACACAGAAAAGAAAUUUUUCAGAAAUAAAACUACAUCUCAAGCACAGUCAGAAACUGGCAAAACACCCUUUGAUUUAUCACUUAUGGAGGAUUCCUAUAUGACAAUCCCACCAUACUCAUCCCAAAAGAAUGUUGAGAAAGAAAAUAUGCCUCCAGAAGCAAGCACAAAUGAUCCAAAAGAUGAAAUUGGCAAAUGUGAUGUAAAUUUGAGGAGAGUUUCAGUUGUUUUAAAAGAUAUCAUGAAGUCUUCAGAAUCAUUAAAUAUAACAUCUGAUGACAGUGUAAUGUCACCAGCAGAAAAUGAAUUGAAGCCUGAUGAAAUAACUAAUGCUGUUGAUGAAAAAAAAUCCACUCAAGAAAACAAUAAGCCUAAUUCAAGGAGUAGGAGAAACAUUUGUUUUACAGUUAAAACACUGGUUUCAGAUGGUGAAGUAGAAGACAUUGAUGACCUUUGGACACCAGAAAAAAAGAAACGAAAAAGUACUACUAAAAAACCACCAAAGCCUACUGACUUGAAAAAGAAAAACUCAGAAAUCAGAGACUCUUUAUCCGCUCCCAAAAAACAGACUAAAAGGAGAGUUAAGAGUGAAUUAAUUGUCCCAACCACUACUCAGAUUUGUGAAGUAAAGGAGGAAGAUGUAAAAAAUGGUCUGUGUUUAACAAACAAUGAAACAAAAAAUUCAGUAACAGUGAAUAAAGCACGAUAUAGUGUUGAUAAUGAUUUCAAGACUCCUUUAAAUGACUGUUAUGUGAAAAUUUGUAGAACUCCUCUGAAGGAAGUUGAUGAUACUUGUAUAUCGCCAGAUGAAGAACUCCCAGAUUUUGGAUUACUCUACCGGAAAUUGAGUACCAAUGAUUCCUCUGUGCCUGUUAACAACAGCUGCUGUAUAAAGUCAGAUACAAAGAUUGGGGCCAAGGAGAAGGUACCAAUGGAUUGUGGCAUAUUAGGUGCCACCCAAGAAGCUUGCCAGGAACUUGAACAUGAUCAAGCUGAGGAUUCGGAACCUGAUCAGAUUGUACCAGGUGAAGAUGAAAUAAAAGGUCUUGAAAUAGGUUCAGAUAAUUGUGAACCUAUGACUCUUAGGGAGCCAGAGAAUGUAGAGGAUGCCAGUGAUAUUCCUUUUGAAGGAGCAGACAUAAAAAUUGGAAAUAAUUCAGAUGUUGAAACAGAAGCCCCAAGAAAAAGGAGAGCAGCUUUGAAAAUUUCAUCUUUCAAAGAACCUAAUCUUAACAAGAAGAUGCGCAGAGGAGGGGAUUCUUCUGUUAUUACCACUGGUGCUCCUUCAAAAUCAAAAUCUAAUAGUAAAUCUGGCCGUAAGAGUUCCUGUAGUUGAUAUUUUAUAUGAGUAAGUGUUCGGCAGGUACUACCAUAAAAUAGUCGUCAUUUCUUGUAAGUUAUUCAUAUCCAUUUUGAUUGGUAAGUGGGUUACAUAGAUGAUAUAAAUGUAAAUCCAGUACAUGUUUAGCUACUCUUGCAAGUUUGUAAGUUAUACGAUAUAUGGAGUACAUAAACAAUUACCCUAUUACAGUACAGGCAUUCCCCAGUUAUCAGCCACCCUGGUUACUUAUGAUCCAGUUUUAUGGCACUUGUUUUUUGGCGUCGAUUUCUGGUUAUCGGCACCGAUAAUAGAAAUAUUGGUGCUGAUAAUUACCUAACAGAGGCACCAAAAUAUGGUUAUCUGCACCAAAAAUCAGCAGUGCCUUACUUUUGGUUAUCUGCGAUUUUCACUUGUACUAAACAAGCUGUCGGAACGGAACCCCUGCCGAUAACCGUGGACAGCCUGUAAUGGCUUAUUGUUGCCUGGAAAAUGUGCAGUACUACUCUAUAUGAAAAUUAUUAUUGAAGGAAAAAAUUAAUUUGAGAGAAAUGUGAUGAAGGAUGUUUACAAGUAUUUUAGAGAUUAAUGAAAGUUGUUAAGACAUUAAUUUUGUUUAAAUUGAUAAGUAUGAAUGAGUGGAAGACUAUAAUGUGAAACAUGGAAAUAUUUUUGGAUAAUACUCAUCGCAGAAUCCAGUUUACUACAUAACUGCAAAGUAUCAGUGAAAGUUUCCUGUGAAUGUAAGGGGAUUAAAUAUUGUCAAAUACUACUUAAUAACAAGUAGUUCGUAUACUUAUAUCAGUUUUACCCUCUGUUUAUGGCUUUUUUGUAAGUCAUAUAUCUGUUGUUUUUUUAUGAAUGAAAAGCAGUAUUGAAACUUGGCAGUUUAUUAUAUAAAGUUCACUUCAGUUUUAUCAUCAAGUACUGCAUGCAUAUUUUGUUAAACAUGGAAAACUGCACAGUACUUGUACCAUUCUGAAUUUUCACUCUGUUGAUUUUCUAAACUUUCAAGAAUAUUAACUGAUAAUCAGCAUCAUCCAUUUGAGAAACCUUUAGUUGUACAGCAUAUAUAUAGUAUCAUAUUUUAAUUUGUAUAAUUUAAUGGCAGUUAGGCCAUAUAUGCAGAAUGUUGAGACGCUAUAGGUUAUAUCUUUAUGUAAUUUAUGGUAACAGUAAAUAAUUUUUGCUAACAGUCAGUUGUUACUGCAUUUGUUUUUUGUUUUUUUUCUUGCAAAGAUAUGAUUCUUUCGGAAUUAAGUAUGGCAGAGAUUGUUUUAUUUUUUCAUAUUAAGUUUCUUGGUACAAAUAAAUUUUAAUCAUGUUAUUGCAUGCCAUUUAGUAUAUCAUUUAAGAGAAAAAUAGAUGAGAUACAUCAGUUUCACAAACAUGUAUGUAGUUAUAGAAUAUUAUACAGUUAAUUGAUUAAACAUUUUGGAAAAAGUGAUUGCAAUAAAUGUUGCUUAGAU
Messenger RNA from Macrobrachium nipponense, 4936 nucleotides. RefSeq lists its product as uncharacterized. Lineage: Eukaryota; Metazoa; Arthropoda; Malacostraca; Decapoda; Palaemonidae. The record is from RefSeq and is a predicted model, not a curated record. Bases 402 to 3485 code for a protein of 1027 amino acids. The transcript is spliced from 12 exons.